Lagopus muta (rock ptarmigan) is the source of this 10366-nucleotide messenger RNA. RefSeq names its product G-patch domain containing 8 (gene GPATCH8). Gene Ontology annotation, cellular component: nucleus. The transcript is spliced from 9 exons. The coding region runs from base 5851 to 10362 and encodes 1503 amino acids. The record is from RefSeq and is a predicted model, not a curated record. Gene Ontology annotation, molecular function: nucleic acid binding. NCBI's taxonomy places the organism in Eukaryota, Metazoa, Chordata, Aves, Galliformes, Phasianidae.
CCCGCUUCAACGAGGACAGGGACUUCCAGGGCAACCACUUCGACCAGUAUGAAGAAGGGCACCUGGAGAUAGAGCAGGCGUCCCUGGACAAGCCCAUCGAAUCGCAGUUGGUCCAUAGUAGCUAAGCAGCCCCGAUCUGGUUUGUAUUGCACGGUCUGCCUUUUUUAAUUUCUUCUCUAGGGUUUCCUUUCCCUUUUCUUAUUUCUGUUCUUCUGGUCCAGUGAACACUGCAUAUAGUACCUCCUGUCUUCUGUGCUGGCAUGAUGCUAGAUCCAGGCAUGGCAGUAAUCGAUGACGCAUGAGAUAAUGCUGCAGAGAUGGGGUUUGUAUUCAGCGUUGUCCUGAAUACCUCAGUCGCGCUGUGUGGCGCGGGGCUGCGAUGGAAGUGCUGACAGAUCCAGGAAGCACUCAGGCGCGUUGCUGCACGCAGUGCUGAUGGCGGCCUGGUGUCAGGAGGUGCCCGGCUCUGAGCUCCGUCCCCAGCUGGGGGCUCUUGGGGUCCCAGCGCGUCCGCAGGAGCUGCACGUGGACGGCGGCGCCUGGUGCGUGCUGGGCUUCUGCAGGCACAGCCUGUGGUCGCAGGGGUUUGCUCAGCGAGGAGCCGCGGCAGAAGGCUGCGAAUGAAAUGGCAGCUUUAGCAUUUAAUUCAGCUCUGCUCAGCGUGGGGCUGCUGAGGUCCCUUCCAACCCCAGCAAUCCCAGGGUUUGGCUCCGUGCUGCCAUCCGAUGGGGGCGGCGAUUUGCAGCUCAGGGUCGGUUUAACACCUCGCUUUGGCCUCGUGGUUGAGCUGCGCUCCACCUGAGGGCUGUCGGCUGGGCGGCCGUCGCCUUGCACUGCUGUGCUGAGCCUUCGUGGCUCUGCCCUCGGCCUCGUGGGCAGGCCUGGCUCUGCGGGCUGCCCUCACUCAGCACAGCCUCCAUCUCCACGUCGUCUUCAUUCAGAACGCUGUUGGUUCUCGGAAGACGACCUGCAGGUGGAAAGCAAGAAUAAUGCGUCAGGUUUCCCGCUGCCAGUGAAAAUGUUUCCCGCCCUCUUAAUGACCCACGGGCUGAAGUUAGCAAGUUCCCAGGGGGGUUCCCUGCAGCUCUGCUGUUCUGGCAGGAAGGCUGCUGGCACCUCGUGCUGCCGGCCCAGCAAACACAGAGCGUAGCCAAACUGCCAUGGGGAAUCCAUCUCUGCAGCAUUAUCUGGUGAGAGGCGCUGACCGUACUGCUACAGCAUGCAACUCGGAGGUGGCUGGAAACAAAGGUCUGGGAGUCUACAGAUCGUUACAAUGCUGACACGUGUCCUCAAUUCGCACGCCGGCGUUUGGCUCCGUGCAGCCCUGCCUUCUUUGGGCCACGGCCACGCGCGGCUCCAAGCACAGCACAACAUGGCAGCAGGGCCGGCCCGGGCCCGGAGAUGUGCGCAGCCUCAGCCAGAAGCGAUUUUCCAUUCUGAAAUUGAAAGUAUUUCCCAUCAAUGGACUCCUCAUAGCUCCGAGAGCGAUAUUUUCGCUUCUCCCGCGAGUGACGGCGCCUUUGUGCUGCUCUGAAAGGUGCUGCACACACGCUGGCGGCGUCGGCUCAGCCACUGCUGCUCAUCCUGAGCCGCGGAGCCCUCGUGCAGCAUCUCAGCUCGCAGAGGGCUGUGCUGCUUGUGAGCACUCAGCGUGCGCUCAGCUCAGCAGCGGCAACGCGUGGCUCCUCUCCUAGGGCCCGUCCUCCCCACACUGCGCUCCUCGACCCCAGUCCCGUGGCUGUGAGUCCUCGGCUCUCGUCCCCACACAGAGGCGGCACGGCGCCGAGGCGAGUGGUGCUCAGCAGCACGCUGCUCCCUGCCCUCGGCACAGAGCCGUGCUGCCGGCCCGCUGCCUUUGGUCGCACCACCUGUACAGAUCUGUGGACUCCACUGGUUCCAAAGUGUAACUGGGAGAGGCUGCUGGUUUGACAUUUAGCAGCAGCCACGUGUGGACAGCGCUAUAAAUAACGUGCUUCUUGAAGCUGAAUGGUGUAGCAUUACUAUUUGGCUUUUCUCUCUGGUCUUCAUUGUGUCAUCUGUAGUGAGCUCUAGGUUUUGUUUUGGGACUCUUUUCAACCUCUCGUUUGCAUGGGUUCACCCCGUAGCAUCCAAUCCUCGCUUCUGGUCCCGCAUACACAGUCAGCACAGCUUACAGCCCACUCAAGAGACUCACGGCUCCCGGUGCUGCCCACAGAGGAGCAGAGCGCUGCAGCCCUGGGAUCCCAUGGGAGCCCUGCACGGGGCACAGCCGGUUCUGGUUCGGCCUCCAUGCAGCCCCACUGCACAUUGCAGAGCCCCCUAUUGCCGCAGGGCCUCUCCCGCCCCCAGCAGCACCAAACCCCUCCAGUUCUCACGCAGAUCUUUGUGCCUUUCCCCGCUCGCUCUGGAGCAGGCUGCAGGCCGUGCUGUCACACACGGUCGCAGUGCUGGCUUCCAGCUGGCUUAGCAGCCGGGCCGGGCACAGGGCACACAGCCCUGCGUUUCCGCCUCGCAAAGCUCUCAUCUGCAUGUAGAGACAUAGGAGCAAAGGCCCCCGGCCCUCCUCGCCCGCCCAGCCUCCCAUUCCUGCUGCAUCCGCGGUGCAGGCAGCCCCAGAGCAGCAGUGUGAGCACGUGGGGCCCGGCGGCAGGCAGUCGUGUGUCCUGAGAGGGCGCCGACCGGCUGAAGGUCGCAGCUCAGUGGCAGCAGGGCUGGGUGUGAGAGGGGCGCCGUGCCCAGAGCUGCGUGCUGAGCGUGUUGGGGCGGCCGUCCUCUUGAGUGGCGCUGUAAGAGUGGCGCUGUGUGUAUAGCCUGUAAGUGGGUCUGUUCUCCCCUUAACAUUCGUCCCCCCUCACUGUGUCAGUCACAACGCACCGCUCUUGAAUCUCCCAGCUGGUCUUGACUUGUUGAAUUUAUUUUAUGCUUUCACUCUUCUUUAGUAAGUACAUUACUUGCAAGCAGUGAAUUGAAAACAAAGCAAAAGAAAAACGACCAUUAGUGAUUGGACAGUUUCUUACUUUGUGUUACAUUUAACUGUUCUUUUGACAGCCCAGUUUUUAAAGCCAGGAUAAUAUCGGACACCGCUUACUGCAGAAGCAUGGCUGGAAGCUGGGCCAGGGCUUGGGCAAGUCGCUGCAGGGUAAGUGCUGCCGUGAGCUCCCACAGAACCUCUGCUCUCCGUUCCUACGUGGGUCGUUGCCGCCGCCGCCGUGUGCAGGCAGAGGCACUGCUGGGUUUCUGUGGGGAGGCGCUGCGGGUCGGACGUGGUGCUGCACUGACUGCACGCAGCGCUGCAGCCGGGGGGCUGAGCUCCACGGCUCCCGAGCGUGUGGGGCGGUGUGGGGCCGCAUGGGGCCACGUGCCCACGGCCUGCUGGCAGCCGGGCCGCCCAGCUCGCUGCUCCCCUGGCUGUAGUCUGAAGAGCUGGCAGCCUGUGAGUGGCCCUGCUGCCCCCAGCGGCCCCGCAGAGCUGAGGACUGUUGGAGAGGCGCGGGGCUCUGCGCCCUGGAGAUGCCCUGGGAUGCGGUGGGCUCUGCGGCUGAGGCUCUCUGACCUCUUGGAUGGGGCCACACUGGUGGUUAAUGCUCCUCGCUGCCCCUACCCGGGUUCCAUUCGGAGUUCUGUGGCUCAUGCUGCCCUUCUUACUGUCCCUGUGCCUCGUGCCGGUGUGCAGGGGGCUGGAGCUGCCGCCCUCAGCAUCGUGCUGUGGCGCAGCGUUGGCUGCGUGUUGCUCAGCCUGCUUCCCCCUCUGGGUGUCCCUCUGUCACUCUGUGUGGGAGCAGUGAGCCGAGGGAAGGCCGGGCCCGGUGCACCUGCAUGAGGCCACGGCCCUGGGGCUGCCAGCAGUGUGGGGGGCGGGGGGCAGCUGUGGGGAAGUGCUGCUGCGUCCUGCUGCUCCACAGCAUCGGGUGGGCUGUGUUGGAAGGGCCCCGUGGGCAUCGAGUUCCACCCUGCUGCACUGGGCUGCGGGAGGAGCUCCCUGCUGCCGUGCGGCACCGCGGGACGUCGCUCUGAGGGUGUUUCAUUCCUUGUCCUGUGGCUUUUCUACCUGAAUCGUCCCCAAACCCCAAAUCUGCAAACUGAAGAAAGGAAGCAGUGGCAUCCAGUUUGAACUGUGCUCCGGGACCAUGGGGAGCGAGGGCAUUUGAUGUGCGCUGAGGACAGGAGAGCAGAACAAAGACAUCUUCUCACUUCCAUGUUCUUUUCAUCAAAACAUCCAACGGAGAUUUCUAAAGAGGUUGAGGAGAGAACGCAGAGCUGCCGUGCUGUGAGCACUGCGCUGGAGCCUAAAGGACGUCCGGUAGUGCAGAACUCAGAGCACUCUGCAUUUCUGUUCGCCAUGAAUACAUUACCUGCCGUCCUGCAUUUGGCAGCCAGCCCUCAGAGCUGAUUCUUUUGCACACGCUGAGAUCACCCUCCCCUUGUUUCCACAUGGCUGACCUGAACAAAGCCGGUGCUCCUGCAGCAGGAGCCGUUCCACCCACCAGGGCUCCCCCAACGUCAGCGCAGCUGGGGGUUGCACUGCAGGCAGCGCCUCAGCAGCGGGGAGUUGUGCAGCCACAGCAGGGGAGGCUGCAGGAGGGGCAGAGUGGGAAAUCCCUGCUGGAUUUCUUCCGUCCCAGCAGGGAGCGCUGAGCUCGGCAGAGGUGGGCCCUCCUGAAGCCCCCUGUGGAGGAGCUGUUUGCUCCUCACCCAGCCCAGCUGCAGCUCCUCAGGCUGUGUCACAGAGCUGAGCCACAUCUUGGUGCUUUCGGGGACCGUGCGGCCCGCUGGGGUCGGUCACAGCAGGGCUGGCGUGGCAGCUGCAGCCCGGAGAAAUGUGCUCAGGGUUCACAUUCCAGAGGUGUCGAGUGCUGGCUCACCAAAUGGCCGGCAGCUCAUCUGUCCGUGUUUUUCCAUUUGGUAAAUGCUCUGAUCUCACAGAGGAGAUGUUUGUGAGGCCCUGGGAACACAGAACAAUGCACAUCCGAGAAAAACAGCACGAGGAAAUGAGGAAUUCUGUGUUCAUUUCGGGGGUUUGGAGCCGUGUGAGAGUAUGGAAGAAAAGGAGAAGAAUCAGCCGUUAGUCAGUAAGAAUUGGGUGGUUUGGCAGCGUCUGUAAGAACUGGAUGUAAACAUGAUCUUAUCUGCAGCCUCUGAGUGAGUGCUGGCGGGGAUCUGAGGUUGGCACAGACGGGCAUCUCUGCUGCUUGUGUAGCGUCAGUCAGGGCAGCAGGGUGGCAGCAGGGAUUUCACGCGCAGGACGGGGCGGCGCUGAUGAGAGGAGCGCUGGGAGCCGAUGGCCGCCGUGUGCGCGGCUCCUGCGUCUGCUUCACGCAGCGGAGCUCCUGGCGCGGCUCGGGAUCUCCUCCGUGGGACUGGGGCUGCCUGCUCCUCACCGAGCAGGAGAGGCAUUUCAGGCUUCGUCUGAGCCUCGUGUCUGUCUGCGGCCCCUGCCAGAAACCGGAGAUAAACAGGAUGAGCUCAGCGGUGCCGCUCCCAGAGGACGGCAGGAUGAGAGGCCGCCUUGUUUUCACGCGCCUCGCGCGGCCGGCGGCACAGGGCUGGGGGGGAGCGUUGCUCCGGGCCGGCAGGGAGCGUCCAGGGCUGCCGUGAGCAGCAGGCGGCGCUUCCUGCGAUGGGCGGCGGCCGGGAGCUCGGGGUGCAGCGGGCCCAGGGGAGCUUGCAGAGCUUGCAGAGCUUGCGCGGUCCUUGUGAAAAACGAAGCUCGUCCUCGAGCGGGACGGCUCUGCAAGUAAGUAGGGACGGUGCGUACUGCGGUCCCGUCCCACGGUGUGCCGGGGUGCGGCGCUCCUGCCCUGUUGUCGCUCCUGCCUGCUGUGAGCAGCCGGCGCUGUGCUGCUCUGUGCUCUGUCACGGGGCUGCGCUGGGAUGCGCUGCGGUGCUGCCGAGCUGCUGCCCGUGCUGAAGUUGCUCUCGGGGGCAGCUCUGCCUCCUGCCCGCGUGGAGGCGCUCCGUCCGGCUGCACGGCGCCCCCUGCGCGCACGCCGGUGGAUGUCCUGUGGUGUUUCCGGGCUGUGGGGGCAGCAGACCGGACCUGUGGGGCUCACUGCCUGCUCACGGCACCCGCGGUCCUGCGGCGCCAUCCAGAGCUGCGCUGCCAUCCAGAGCUGCGCUGCCAUCCGGUGCUGCGCUGCCAUCCGGUGCUGCGCUGCCAUCCGGUGCUGCGUUGCCGUCCCGGGCUGCGCUUCCUGCCCCUUCCUGAGAGCCCGGCUCCCUGCGCGGUGCGGCAGGAGGCGGCGCUGCGGGAGCGCCGAGCCGAGCGCUGGGAUCGGUGCUCCUGAUGUCGCUGCCCUGUCACGCGUCCCACCAGGGAGGACAGAUCCCAUCCCAAUUGUCGUCAAGUACGAUGUCAUGGGCAUGGGGCGCAUGGAGAUGGAGCUCGACUACGCCGAAGAUGCCACUGAGCGGAGGCGUGUAUUGGAGGUGGAGAAAGAAGAUACCGAGGAGCUGAGGCAGAAAUACAAGGAUUAUGUGGAUAAGGAGAAGGCGAUUGCCAAGGCUUUGGAAGACCUCAGAGCCAACUUCUACUGCGAGCUCUGCGACAAGCAGUACCAGAAGCACCAGGAGUUUGACAACCACAUCAACUCCUACGACCACGCUCACAAGCAGAGGUUGAAAGAUCUCAAGCAAAGGGAGUUUGCUCGUAACGUCUCCUCAAGAUCGCGGAAGGAUGAAAGGAAGCAGGAGCGGGCCCUGCGGCGCCUGCACGAGCUGGCCGAGCAGCGGAGGCAGCCGGAGUGCGCUCCGGGAAGCGGCCCCAUGUUCAGAACCACGACUGUGGCUGUGGACGAGGAAGGGGGGGACGACGACGACGCUGCGGCCAACAGCGGCUCGUUCCCCCAGACGUCGGGCCUGGGCGGGGAGAUGGGCGCAGACAGGGGUUUCCUAAACGUGGGGCACAUGGGGGGCAGCGCCGGGCCGGGCCAGGCAGCCCUGCAGGCAGCACAGGCUGUCAGCUUUGGCAUUAAGGGCGCGCCGGGAGCCCCGCUGCAGAAGAUCGGCGUGUCGUUCUCCUUUGCCAAGAAGACUCCGGUGAAGCUGGAGACCAUCGCUUCGGUUUUCAAGGACCACGUGGACGAAUCGAGUUCUGCAGAUGGGGCGAAAGCUGAUGAGAAAGGCUCCUCGGAUGGAGGGGGCCUGCAGAAAGCCGGAGAGGGUGAAAGCACAAACAGUUCUGACGGCAAGGCGGAGGACGACGACCACGACAAGGACAGCGGCUCCCUGGCCACCACGCUGUCUAAACUGAAAAAGAUGAGGCGGGAGGACGGACCGACGGCGGUGGAGCCGGAGUACUACCAUUACAUCCCCCCGGCCCACUGCAAAGUGAAGCCCAACUUCCAGUUCCUGCUUUUCAUGAAGUCCACAGAACAAACGGAAGCUGAAAACGUGAACAAAAAAACGGCAAACGAAGUCAGAAAGGGAAAUUCCCCUAAACCCAAACCCGGCAAGCACGUGGAGAAGGCAGCCGAGAGCACGGCCCCGCCGAAGGAGCAGAGUGCUGCCGAAAGCGGCGCUCAGCAGGGCGAGGAGGAGCAGAAGGAAGGCCCAGGAGACGUCGGCGCGCAGGAGAGCGAGAGCCUGGCAGAGAGCGGCCUGCCUGAGCCCAGCAGCGCUGCACAGCCUGCCCCCAGCUGUAGGGACGCCCCAGAGGGGCCCAGGCCGCCGCCGGGGCCCUUCAUCCCGGUCCUGAGUAAGGAUGAGAGCACCACUCUGCAGUGGCCUUCGGAGCUCCUCAUCUUUACCAAAGCGGAGCCGUCCGUCUCCUACAGCUGCAAUCCUCUGUACUUCGACUUCAAGCUCUCCCGCAACAAAGACGCAAAAGGGAAAGCGGCCGAGAAGCCCAAGGAUCCGGGCGGGCUGUGCAGGGAGAGCAUCCAGAGCACCGAGUUUGGAGAGGUGAGCAGAGCCAAGGAGGCGGACGGCAGCGCCGACGGCUCUGGGGGGGCGGAGAGCGGGUCGGUGUCCCAGGGCAAGGAGGGCUGCCUGCAGGGCGAGGGCGACGAGAGCGGGAGGAGCGGAAGCGGCCGGGGGAAGGCUGGCAAAUCCCACAAGCACAAGAAGAAAAAGAAGCACAAAAAGUCCAGCAGGCACAAACGCAAACACAAGGAGGAGCCCGAGGAAAAGAGCUGCAAAACGGACCCGGGUGAGGAGAAACCCAGGAAACGGAGACGGCGCCGGCACAAGAAGGUGAAAUCCUCUCUUUCCACCGAGUCGGAGCGGGCGCUGAAGGCGGAGCUGUGCGAGGAGCGCGGCCACUUGCAGAAGAAGAAGCGCCGCUCGCAGGAGUCGCAGAGGAAAUCUCUGUCGGCGGAGGAGGGCAGCAGCGGGAAGAAGGAGGACAGCGGCGCCUCGCGCCCCGAGCACGGCGCCAAGAAGCGCAGGGCUGCAUGCCGCCGGUGCCCGGGGCCGCGCCGCAGCCGGCGGAGCAGCGGGGACGAGGACGACAGCGACGAGGGCUCUGGCGGCGCGCGCUCGCAGUACAGCGACGACUACGGGUCGGGCAGCGAGCGCUCGCAGAGCCGCUCGGCGUCGGGGCGCGGGCGCUCGUCGCGGCGCUCCUACUCCAGCAGCUCCGGCGCUUCGUCCGACCGCAGCCGCUACAGCCGCCGCCGCAGCUACUCCGACAGCUACAGCGACUACAGCGCGCGGUCGCGGUGCUCCAAGCGCUCGCGGGACUCGGAGGACGACUCCGACUACGGCAGGUCGAAGCGGCGUAAGUACUCGUCCUCUGAAGACUACAGCUCGAGCCGGAGCAGGUCGAGGAGCCGCAGCGGGAGGUCGAGGACGCGCAGCCGGGGCCGGACGCGGAGCAGCAGCUGCAGCCGCGGUCGCGGCAAGAGGAGGAGCCGCAGCGUGACGGGGCGCAGCUGGAAGCGCAGCCGCAGCUACAGCCGGGGGCGCAGCAGCAGGAGCCGCUCGCAGCGCUCGCUGUCCAGGAAAGGCUCCCGCGGCCACGAGAGCCCCGAGGAGAGGAGGCCGGGGAGGAGGGACUUCAUCAGGUCCAAGAUCUACCGCUCGCAGUCGCCGCACUACUUCCGAGCGGCGCGAGGCGAGGGGGCCGCGAAGAGAGAGGACGGCAGAGGGGAGGAGCCCCGGGGCUCCCAGAGCAGCGGCUCGGGCGCCGGCCGCGCCUCGGAGGGCGACUGCAGCCCCGAAGAGCGGAACUCCGUCACCGCCAAGCUGCUCCUGGAGAAGGUCCAGUCCCGGAAGGUGGAGAAGAAGCCCUGCGUCGCCGAUGAGAUGCUGGCGGGGGCCGGCAAGGUGGGCAUCAAGCUCAAAGACCCCCCGCAGGGCUACUUCGGCCCCAAGCUCCCUCCCUCUCUGGGCAACAAACCCGUGCUGCCCUUGAUCGGGAAACUGCCGACCGUGCGGAAGCCCAGCGCCAGGCGGUACGAGGAGUGCGGGAUGGAGAGGGGCGAGGAGCUGUCGGAUUCCGAGGGGGCGGAGGAGGCGCCGCUGGGCGGGCAGCCGCUGCUGGGGGACGCGGCGAUGGGGCUGCAGGACGCGGCUCCGGAGGAGCGGAAGCGCGAGGAGGAGAUGCCCUCCGCUCCCCUGGAAGCGCCGGCGCUGCCCGAGUGCUUCGGCUCCGGGGACCUGGUGCUGCCCCACUCCUUCCUCGCGGCCCCGGCUGACGGUGAGGCGCUGGAGCCCGUGGACGGGGGCGGCCAGGCCGUGAUGCCGCUGGUCCCCGACGUGGAGCACUUCCCCGGCUUCGUGCCGCAGGGCGGCGAGCCCGGCAUGGAGGGGGACCGCGACGGGGGGGAGGACGCCUCGCUCGCGCCGCUGGAGAGCCAGCCCAUCACCUUCACACCCGAGGAGAUGGAGAAGUACAGCAAGCUGCAGCAGGCGGCCCAGCAGCACAUCCAGCAGCAGCUCCUGGCCAAGCAGGUCAAGGCUUUCCCCGCCUCGGCCGCGCUGGCCCCCGCGGCGCCCGCCCUGCAGCCCAUCCACAUCCCGCAGCCGGCGGCCGCCUCGGCCACGUCCAUCACCACGGUGCAGCACGCCAUCCUGCAGCACCACGCCGCCGCUGCCGCCGCCGCCAUCGGCAUCCACCCGCACCCCCACCCGCAGCCCCUGGCCCAGGUGCACCACAUCCCGCAGCCCCACCUGACGCCCAUCUCCCUGUCCCACCUCACCCACUCCAUCAUCCCGGGACACCCCGCCACCUUCCUCGCCAGCCACCCCAUUCACAUCAUUCCGGCCUCGGCCAUCCACCCGGGCCCCUUCACCUUCCACCCGGUGCCCCACGCUCUCUACCCGACGCUCCUCGCCCCGCGUCCCGCCGCCGCCGCCGCCGCCACGGCGCUGCACCUCCACCCUUUGCUGCACCCCAUCUUCUCAGGGCAGGACUUGCAGCACCCCCCGAGCCACGGCACCUGAGGGG